AUGAAUUUCCGUGAUGGACCUCUCAAAAAUCUUCAAAAUAAAUUUAAUGAAGUUGACGAAAUUGAAACAAAAAUUAAUAACCUUCAAAAGCAAAAAGAUGAUAAAAGUAAGGCGCCUGGAGGGGCGCCGUUAGACAGUGAGUCUGAGAUUGAUGAGCUUGAAAGGGAAAUUGAGCAAAAUGAAGUGAGCCUUAAACAGCAAGAAAAGCAUCGUGAUGAGCAAAUUACUGCGCUAAAAAAUGCUUUAAAUGAUCCUAAAAGCAAAAUUCAGAAUACAAUUCACAGCCUUACUGAAGAUGUAAGACAGUGUGAAGAGAAAAUCAAGCAGUAUAAAGAUGAGAAGAAAAUGUUAAAUAACAAUGAUAAAAAUAUCUCCAUUCCCUCCCAUCUUUCUAGUCAGCUUGAAACUGCGCAGGCUAAAUUGCAGUCUCAUAAGGCUUCGUUGGAGUCUAUUGAGAGUCUUGGAAAGCUUUGUCAACAUUGUAAUGAUCUUGACAGCAAUAAAAGUAAAACUCCAAAAGAUAUUUUAGAUAACCUCUGCACAGGCCUCGAAAAAUUUCUCGGCUUCCAGAAUGGUAAUUACACUGGCGAUGGCAUCGUGUACUCGGACCUUGACAGGCUGUGCGACGGGGUGAUGUCUUUCCUUCAUGGAGUUCUUGAGAGUGUGAAGGAUGAUGAGAGUGUUAAAACUUACAAUAAUUACAUUAAAUCAUCAAAUAAUAAUGAUGAUUUACAUAAUGUCCUUCAGAAUCUCCAAUCUUCAAUUGGCCACGGGCGUAAUGGCCUUUCGAAGUCUGUCACCAAGGUGAAGGAGUGGUUGGGGAAAUAUAAUGAGGAAGUUGAAAGGAAGACAAAAGCAGUGACUGAAGGAUUAUCUGCACUUAUAGGUAAGUUACAUGAUGGGUCUCAUGGUUCUGUAGGUGAUUACUACAAGGAAGUGUCACGUAAAGCGGGACUAAAGCUUCAGCUACAAUUGGAUGCCUGGCAGUCCACGGUGCAGAAGGUGGAGCAAGAAACUGAUCGCCUUGAAAACUAUUAUAUUAAUGUUUUAGAUAGAUCGCUUAACAAUCAGAUUAUGCAUGAAUUCGUGCCUGUGAAAGGUGUGAUUGAGCACAUGAAAAGUCUUGCUGCGAAUCCGUUGUUUAAAGAUGGAACAAUGUUGUUAGAUAAGAGGUUAGAGGAACAGGAAGGUGAGAUGAAGGUGAAGAUUGAAAAAGAAUCAUUGGUACUUAAAUUGAAAUUAAAAAAUGAGUUUGAUAGGAUAUUAGCAGAUAUGAGAAAUAUGAAUGAUAAAAGGAAAGAGAAGUUCGGGCACCUUAGAUAUGCUGUGAAGGAUGCCAAAAGGGAAAUUGGCAAAUUGCUGGCGAAAUUCGACGAGGGUUAUAAGAAUGAAAUUCUUCAAGCUAUUGUUGGUUUAAAAGAUGACAUGACAGAAAUCAACAAGCGUGACACAGAAAAAUGCCCACUUGAGCAUCAAGUUGAUGCAAUAAUGGCGGCAGUUACGUCCGUUGGCACUGAACUGAACGCCCAAGUUGACGAGUUAAAUAAGUGGAUUGAGGGUGCGGAGGGAGUGCGGAGUGCGGCGCAGACUAAGGCUAGGACUGUGUUCGAUGCUUUGAAAAAAGAAAAUGUGUCGGGGAAUUCUAUUCGCAUGAAACUGCGGUCAAUCACCGGCGAUAAAGACGAAAUUGACAGCGUUAAAAGUAUGAUUGAUGGUGAUAUUAAAAACUUGGAAAGGUGGAAUCAGGAGGCUGGGAAGGUCGUGGAUGAUGCAAAAACGAAGUGUGAGACUAUAUUGCAGAAAGUUGUAGAUAGUAAGUCUCCGAAAGGUCCUAAAACUCAGAUUGGCAUAAAAGCUAAAGCGUUAAAGGAUAAAGCCGAAAAGCUGUUGAAAGCAUAUCAGGCCGCAGAGUCGAGCCUUAGUGACUUGGUUAGUAGCGCGCAACAGACGGUAACGACAUUAGAUGGUGAUCUUAGAGCGGGACUGUUUCGCGCAAAAGAGGACGUUAAGAAUAACAUCACACAGUAUGUUGACACCGUGGUUGCAGCAGUGACGAAGGGGGUGCCACUUGCGACAGGUAGUAGUUAUUCAUAUGAUUCAUCGCCUGGUUUCACUGCCAUGAAGUUACAUUUGAAAGUAGAUGAAGGCUUGGGCAAAUUGCUUGAAGACGCCGGUAAACAUAUACCACAAUUUCCGCUUAGAGCAGACCUUAUUCUAAAAGCUAUACAGGAAUACCAAAAAAAGAAUGCUAUCGAUGUAGAUACAACUAUCGGUCAAAUUAAAUCAAAACUUACGGAGAAGCUCAGGCAGCAUUUUAAGGAAGAAAGUGGUAGCAAAGUCGUCCUUGACAAAGCUUCGCAAUAUUUUUCUAGAUACGAAACAAACAAAUCAGCGAUUAAUGAUCAGUUCAAUACUGUCGGCAGAGAGCUGCUAAACAAGUUUACCUCUGGUAACACGAAAGCCGUCAACGACACGAAUACAGAUAUUCAAGAAGUGACUACAUUAGAAACCGCAAUUCAUUCGCAUCUCACAGCACUCACCGGGUUGGUGAGUGGCAAUAGGACAAGUGCCAUUGAAGGUAAAGCAAUAAAAUUCAAAGGCAUCAAACCGCUUUUGGAAGAGCUUAAGAAGGGGCUUGGUAACGACAUAGAUGAAUCAUGGUUCUCCACGAAGAGCGGCCUCGCCAAAAUCCAAAGUACACUCAAUGAUCUGAAUGGCCAGCUACCCACACAUACCAGACAAAUCGGGGAUGCCGUCCAAAACAUUACUCAAGCACUGGAUAAGCUUCAAAGAGAUUUGCAGGAUAGCCCAGACGGCGCAUCAGCAACUGGAAACAGUGUCCUGGAUAAGUUAAAAACACUUGAAGACGGGCUAAAGAAUACCCCUUUGACUCCAGCAACGAAAGGUCUUCAACAAGUUAAGACAGACAUCAGCAGUCUGCAGACCACCCAUUUACUGGACAAUGAAGGCAGUAGAAUCAAACAAGCCAUCAAUAAGGUGAUGGCGACAGUAAAUACACUGGAACGUCUUCCCGGCAAAGUGGAUGAGGCAAAGAUAAAUGUGUGGAAGUUGAUGGAAAAUCUGCGACAAGACAUUGAGCUACUUCAAAGCCAUAUUAACAACAUAGACAAGAACAUCGACUAUGCUGACGAGGCAUUGACAAACGCAAUGAAGGCCGUGUACAGCGCUGUUUUCUCAGCCCACAAUACACUCAAUAUAAACGUAGACAAAAUCCAAACUGCACUCCUUGAAAAAGCCGAAGACGCUUUUCAUAAAGUCACUACAGAAAUGCGAAUGCUAUUUGCAAAUGCACGCCAGGCGGAUUUGACGGCGUUAAAAGCCUUAGCUAACCGCCAAUACAAAAAAGUCUACGACAUUAUAAAUGCCGACAUGGCAAAUGGCGUUAAAGGUUUGCUGAGCAAGAUGCAUGAACAAAAAGGUAUUCUAGAAGCUGUGCGAACUCAUCAAGACUUCAAAGAAUUGACGGAGAGACUACAAUGGUAUCUAGAUCCAGUCACGGAGUACAUUAAAUAUCAACUCCUUCCAGACACUAAGCCCAAGCCCCCAACUCCCUCCCUCCGUCCAGUCCCACCCCCAAUCUCCGGCGGCGGCUACAGAGCGCGGCCGGCAACAAACAUGCAGGCUGAUCGUCAAUCUCCAAACGUUCCGGGAUCAGCGCACCGUGUCGCCUCCAUCCCUCCCACCAGCCAGCCAUCCCCCUCCCCGUCCACCAAGGAUCCCAUUGAGAAGUUCUUCGAGGACCUUGAACUGUAUGCUCGAAGAUUAUUUUUGGCCCUUUCAGGUGGUUUCUUUAGUAAAACCUUUGCAUCACAACGUGAAGAAUUUGAGAAGUUUCUCGACUCCAUGCGUCCUACAAAGUUCGCACAGCUCAACAGUCCCCUACUGGACGUCCUAAAAUCCGGCCUUCAGGAUUUCCUCGGGGAGAUUGGCAAGGCGUACGUGAAUACGUAUGAAGGGCAUCCGUCUCUAGUUGACUUUUUGCGGGAGGCUGAUGGAAAGAAUUGCGCUAAGACAUUUUUGUCUUUACUGGAGACGCUGAACAAUGAUCUUGGCAGACUGAGGAAAAGAUGCAAGAAUAAUUGGAAAGAUUUUCCGGUUCAUCUAGGCAUCGCGACCAUUAAAGACAAAAGAAAGGUUACAAUAUUGGAGACCGAAAAUCCCCUUGGACCUUUCCUCAAGAAGUGCGGCUAUGAUGUUGCUAGUUCAGCCGACAAGCAAAAUGGCCAUUUACGGAAUGAGAAGAAAUUCACAGGUGAAGAGGUUUAUAAGCUCGUCGCCGGUGACUCACUUAGUCAUGUUUUCAGACAGCACGGGGAGGGACCGUUUGACUUCAUGUACCACUGCCUCCAAGACUACUACGCUGUCGGACACUACGCCACUUCGUUCGCAACCAAGCCGCCGUGUUCCGUGUAUGAAAUGUUACUCUGGUGUGCCGGUCUCACCUAUAACUCUGUUUAUUCUGCGUUACUAUCCAGCAUUAGCGAAAAGCUUGAAACUCCAUCUAAUCCACUUGGCGCCGACGACGAUGGCCUUAUGGCAUUCGACUUCGAAAGCUUUUACAUAGAUUCUUAUCCUAACAAAGUCACGUAUAAGCAUUUCCAAGACGUGCUUACUAAUAUUGCUUCCAUAUCAUCCUCCAUCUUGACGACCGUUCUCGGCUUCGGCGACGAGCACACCAUGUACGCCUGUGACUUCUAUGAUAACUCCAUGAAAUUGUAUUACCCUAAAAGUGGAGCAGAGUGCUUAGAUACGUUACUAGAUAUAUUGCGUCGCAUGUUCCCACCACUUAGAUUUUUGUUUUUCCAGUGCAGAGUCGGUGAAUCAGACUACGGCUGGGGGUACUGCCACUACGGCAAGGAGAUAACCCAAGCAAAAUGGCAGUGUACCAGGCACUCAACGUCUGAAUCAAAUUAUAAACCAAAGUGUCAACCUAGGUGCCAGGCAAAUGGUCAAUCAAAUUGCCAACCAACGUCUCCACUUCAGUCGUACCUCACCGACGGUCUCAUCGGUUGCCUUCCUCACCAACUUAGCGGAAUUGGCUGCAAACCAAAAUGUACAACAUGUCCUGGCAGCAAACCCGGAAUGCCAUGCUUAACACCUCUUGGCUUCAGAGGUUUCUCUGGGACCACGCGCAAGGGUGAGGACCUAAGCAACGUGCUGGGCUAUCUCUUCGGUAACACGGCGGUUGCGUCGCUGUUUGCUCUUGCACCCAAAGCGCCACGCACAUUGCCAGAACACUUUGGUUUUGCUUUAUCGCUCGUUGCUGACUGGCACGCUGAUUCAUCAAACGCACGCAAACACUCAAUACAGGAUGCCUUUGAAAAGGCUAUCAACGACCGUUCCAUUAGUCUGUACGACGAGCCAGGCAAACUCACAGAUGCACUUCGUGAUGCCUACGGUAGCAGUCAGAGUAGUCACGAUGCGACAAAAUAUCACACUAGCAUUGUUAAUAUCCAAGCCGAUGAAACGAAAAAAGGCAGCUUGUCAAGUCUCUGUAUGGCCACCGCAUGUUCCAAUGCGCUGUGUGCCCCUUACAUAUACACCUUGUGCUCCGAUUACUACAGUUACUUAGGCAAAUCGCAUUCCAAGCUGUACCUUUCCUGGGCAGUUUACUUGCCGUGGUCGUUAUGGAGUUACCUCGAAAGCCUGUACAACGCUAUCAAGGACAUCUUCUGCCAGGACUGGGGAUGCAGAGGAUGUCUACGUGCUGAAACGUGCAGACGUGGAGAGCAUGGCCUCACCAACGACAAAACAAAAUCAGCAAAUUGUCACUGUGAAUCUAUGGUCCAAUGCAGAGGCAUGAUGCCGACGCUAUAUAAGUACGGUUUCACAUUUGGUGCGCCAGCAGCGUUGAAUAAGGAGAAUGCGUCUAAGACAUGUUCCAAUUUCUGUGACCAGCUGCGCAAUGUAUUGCACUCGACAUAUUUUGAUAAGCUGUUCAAGGAGUGCGACAAUUUCUUAUGGAAAAUCAGGGAACCAUUCUCCAUCACAUUAUUAGCCCUCUGGUCCCUCUCGCUCCUGUACCUGCUGCACAUCCUCGUCGUCCGCCUCGACGUCCUGAGGAUACGCUCCCACUUAAAAUCACCUUCAAGCCACCGCAUCGCCGCGCAGUCCCUCCUCGCCGCCGCACGCGUCAAGGCACUCGCCAACGUCAAGUACUUCUCACCAUAA
This is a messenger RNA of Babesia ovata, 6192 nucleotides long. RefSeq lists its product as uncharacterized. Lineage: Eukaryota; Apicomplexa; Aconoidasida; Piroplasmida; Babesiidae. The record is from RefSeq and is a predicted model, not a curated record. Bases 1 to 6192 code for a protein of 2063 amino acids. The transcript has 2 exons.